Molecule: messenger RNA, 723 nt
Organism: Nicotiana attenuata
Lineage: Eukaryota; Viridiplantae; Streptophyta; Magnoliopsida; Solanales; Solanaceae
Product: probable carbohydrate esterase At4g34215
Exons: 3
Coding region: 1-723 (240 amino acids)
Source: RefSeq, a predicted model, not a curated record
AUGAAUUGUACAAUAUUCGAAACUAAGCACAAAAAACAAAUAUUCAUACUAACCGGACAAAGUAACAUGGCUGGACGAGGAGGGGUCGUUGACAAAGUUUGGGAUAGCUAUGUACCACCGGAAUGUCGUCGGAAUCCGGCCAUCCUCCGGCUAAACGGAAACUCAAUAUGGGAAGUAGCCCAAGAGCCUCUACAUUAUGACAUUGACUUGAACAAGACUUGUGGGAUAGGGCCAACUAUGGUGUUUGCCAAUGAUAUCUUGGAGAAAGACCCCGAAUUUGGGAUCAUAGGUUUAGUCCCUUGCGCGGCUGGAGGGACGAGCAUCGAUAAAUGGUUAUACAAUGAGAUGGUUAAAAGAGCGAGAAUAGCGGUGCAUGGUGGUGGAACAAUUAGAGCAAUUCUUUGGUAUCAAGGGGAAAGAGAUACAUUAACUUGGGAAGAAGCAAAGUCUUACAAGAGCAAAUUGGAGAAACUUUUUCAGGACUUGCGUAGUGAUUUGAACUCUCCAUUGCUUCCUAUUUUUCAGGUAGCCCUAGCUUCUGGACAAGGACCCUUUAUUGAGGGGGUGAGAGAAGCCCAGCUUGGAAUUAACCUUCCCAAUGUAAUAACUGUAGAUGCUUUGGGCCUACCUUUGGAGAAAGAUGGGCUACACCUUAGUACUCCAGCCCAAGUUCAACAUGGAUAUAAAUUGGCUGAUGCAUUUUUAAAAGAGAAAUAUAGUUAA